Bicyclus anynana (squinting bush brown) is the source of this 776-nucleotide messenger RNA. RefSeq names its product insecticyanin-A. The coding region runs from base 10 to 687 and encodes 225 amino acids. Gene Ontology annotation, molecular function: pigment binding. The transcript is spliced from 4 exons. Lineage: Eukaryota; Metazoa; Arthropoda; Insecta; Lepidoptera; Nymphalidae. The record is from RefSeq and is a predicted model, not a curated record.
UAUAAUCAUAUGCACAACUUGUGUUGGACUGUUCAGAGACACGUAGCCAUGUUAAAGAUACUUUUUUUUAUUAUUUGCUUUAACAGUGUGUUCGCAUACUUUACCCUGCCGGGAAGCUGUCCUGAUGAGGUCGCUUUGCAAGAGGACUUCAGAUUAGCUGAUUUUUUUGGAAAAUGGUACGAGGCGUACCACUAUUCCAGCGAUGGCCAAAACCAAAAUAACUGUUCAAGCUUGGAGCUGCUCACUAGACCGACGGGGAUUUAUCUGAACCAGUCGAGGGUAGACCGCGGGCUGUUCCAUAGAUUCAGUGUUGGAAAACUUGACAUAAACCCAAGAGUUGAGGAUGCUGCACGCAUGGACAUUGUUUUUGCCUUCAAAAAUGCUCCCAGGCGAUUAAAGACAAGGAGGUACCCAUUCCACGUGUUGGCAACCAACUACAACUAUUAUGCCACCAUCUACACCUGUCAAUACAGUCCGCUGAUCGAUAAACAUUUCAUUUACGUGUGGAUUCUUUCACGGAACCCAACUUUGAAUGACGUGUCAAAAGAGCUGGCCACGAAACCUCUGCAGAAGAUUGGUGUGAACCCUACUGACCUGGUGAAGGAUGACCGAAGCAAAUGUUCUCCGAAGUACUAUGAAGAUGUACCAACCGAACCUAUGACAUUUAGGUUCCCCGUUCCAAUAUAACAGGAAUUCAUUAUUUAAUAAUUAUAAUCAAUUAUAUAUUUUUUUAGAACAAGAGCUAUAUAAUAAUCAAUUAUAGAUUUUUUAAGAGC